UCCUGCAAUCAAACACAAUGACGGUGAUCUUCACCUGUGUCAGCGUUCUCCUGCUCUGGACUCUGUGUGCAUCUCAGCCACGUGAAGUCCAACAGCUUCAAUGUUUUAAAACUGCAAAGCUCGGAGAAACUGUGGUCAUAAAAUGUUUGACCAAAAGUAUUUGGAGAAAUAGAGUGUGGUACAAACAGAGCAACAAUAAAAGUCUACAACUGGUCGCAGCAACUAAUAACUUGUAUCAGCAGGAUUCACCUUCAGAAAAGUAUUCAGCAGAAACUUUAAUGAACGAAACCACUUUGACCAUACUGCACAUGACGAAGGAGGAUGUCGGCACAUACUACUGUGGAAUAAUCAAUGCACAGGAUGUUCUCUUUGGAUCUGGCACUGUUCUGGAGCUUGAGAAAGAGUCAAAGUCCAUGCAGUCUGUGCUCCAGAGUCCAGACUCUAUCAGAGUGCAGCCAGGAGACUCUGUGACUCUCAGCUGUUCAUUCAACUCCAGCCUCUGUUCAGAACAAACUAGUGUCACUUGGCUUAAAAGUGACCCGACAACUGAAAUUAUUGCUCAGACCAGUGGAAAUGAGAACAUCAUUUGUGACAACACUGGAGAAACAGAUUGUGUUUAUAACCUGAUGCUGGAAAAUGUCACUUCUACAGAAGAUGGGAACUACCUCUGUGUGGUGUCUGCUUAUGGACACUCAUUCACUGGAACCAGGAUUCAUGUGUAUGGCCGUGACCUGUCCAAGCUUGAUCCCACUUUCAUCGUCUUGACUGUGCUGAACGUUGUUUUCUUUGUGACUGUGGUUGUUCUGGGGUGGCUGGUUCAUAGCUACAGGAAGAAUCAACACACAGAAGUAGAUUCCUGUCGUGGCUCUACUCAUGAUGAACAGGCUGAAGAGAAGGUUACUUAUGCGGGAGUGAACGUGGUGCCCUUGAGCGCCUCCUCCAGGACAGCCUCGGUCACGCUCCGACAAGAGCCAGUGGUUUAUUCUGAAGUGAAGAAUCAACAAGACUAAUAACCAAAAUGUUAUUUCUCUUGAACAGCAUGGUACUUAACACUUCAAACUUGUCUCACUUUGUAUUUUUGGAGCUUGACUGAAAAUAAAUGAUCUGAAAUAACAAAAUUCAUGUGCAUUGCCCUAAAUAAACAAUACAAAUCUCCUAGAGCUGUCAGUAACUACGUUUAAGCGCGACGAUUCAGCUGACUUUGCCUGUUUUCAUGGAUUUCAGUCAAAUCAUUCCUACCUGAUUUGUGAGGACCUUAUCUCAUUCAAGAUAUAUGGUUUUAUUGCUGUAACAAGGGAGGACCAUUGCCCUGCCACAUCCUUCAAAUCACGAUGGAUUCCCUGAAACUCAUGAAAAGACCCACAUUAUGAUCAUAGGCAUGUAGUAAUUCAGCAUUUGCAUUA
Molecule: messenger RNA, 1403 nt
Organism: Boleophthalmus pectinirostris (great blue-spotted mudskipper)
Lineage: Eukaryota; Metazoa; Chordata; Actinopteri; Gobiiformes; Gobiidae
Product: immunoglobulin kappa light chain-like
Exons: 5
Coding region: 18-1010 (330 amino acids)
Biological process (GO): response to bacterium
Source: RefSeq, a predicted model, not a curated record